GACUGAGAGAAUUUGGGAAAUGUAAGGGAAUUUUCAGGUUUUCGCUUGGAAUACUAUUUGGAAUACUCUGGAUAUGUGAGAUGCUCGGGGAGUCCUGUUUUCAUCCAAACCUGCGCUUUUAAAACUCCCCCCCAUUUACUCUAGUUUCUGUUAAAGGAGAGCCAAGCCAGCCACAAUGCCUACAGAUGAUUAUAACUACCUGCCUGAUGCAUUGCCGCCACUUCCUGAAGUCCCGGACUCUGGCUCUGUCCUGAGCUCCGUUGACAUCCCGGCCCGCUGCCUCCGCAACCCGGCCUUCCGCCUCGCCUCCUUGCGCUACUGCUCCGCCCUCAGCAUGGACUCAUCUCCCGACAGCGCCGAAAGGCCAAUCAGCUACAGCUCCACCUCGUCAUCCGCCUCCUCCCGGGACAGUCACUGCUCGCUGGGCAGCCGCUCCACCCUUGUCCCUGCCCCUCACUGUAACCCAGUAACCUCAGACCAGGACUCUGGGGCGAUUCGGUUGGAACUGGUCCCGGCCCGGCACCUGGGAUGUGGGGAGGAAGACGACAGAAAUGACAGAGGGAUGGACACGGGGAGGGGGCAAGGUCGACAGAGCAGUGAACAGACUCCAACAGAACAUUCAGAGGCUGAGCUGAGUCCAGAAGGAGGUGAGCGGACGGGUCAUGGACCCAGGACAUAUGUGGACCGAGUGGUGCAGGAGAUACUGGACACAGAGAGAACAUAUGUCCAGGACCUGCGAAGCAUUGUAGAGGACUACUUUGAGUGUAUCAAUAACCAAUCUCGACUGGCCUUGAGCUCCGAGGAUAAAGGUUCUCUAUUCGGCAACAUCCAGGACAUCUACCACUUUAACAGGGACCUUCUUCAUGAGCUUGAGAAGUGUAACGCCGACCCCGUGGCCAUCGCAGAGUGCUUCGUAUCCAAGAGUGAAGAAUUCCACAUUUAUACCCAGUACUGCACGAACUAUCCACGGUCGGUGGCUGUGCUAACAGAGUGCAUGAGGAACAAGGCGUUGGCCAAGUUUUUCCGCGAGCGCCAGGAAUCUCUGAGGCACUCCUUGCCCCUGGGCUCCUACCUGCUCAAGCCAGUGCAGAGGAUCCUCAAGUACCACCUACUGCUACACGCACCAACUUGUAAGUGCACGGAGAGGGAGCACUAA
Xiphias gladius (swordfish) is the source of this 1156-nucleotide messenger RNA. RefSeq names its product pleckstrin homology domain-containing family G member 1-like. Gene Ontology annotation, molecular function: guanyl-nucleotide exchange factor activity. Bases 176 to 1156 code for a protein of 326 amino acids. The transcript is spliced from 7 exons. The record is from RefSeq and is a predicted model, not a curated record. Lineage: Eukaryota; Metazoa; Chordata; Actinopteri; Istiophoriformes; Xiphiidae.